This is a messenger RNA of Drosophila guanche, 1917 nucleotides long. Its product is annotated as dnaJ protein homolog 1. Bases 497 to 1549 code for a protein of 350 amino acids. The record is from RefSeq and is a predicted model, not a curated record. The transcript has 6 exons. Gene Ontology annotation, molecular function: protein-folding chaperone binding. Gene Ontology annotation, biological process: negative regulation of transcription by RNA polymerase II. NCBI's taxonomy places the organism in Eukaryota, Metazoa, Arthropoda, Insecta, Diptera, Drosophilidae. Gene Ontology annotation, cellular component: cytosol.
GAGAGCUGACAGUGAGAGAGAAACAGUUGCUGUGUGGGGCCCAGUGGGUACCCAGUUGCCCCAUUCGCGAAUUCUGCUCCGUCGUCGUCGGGUCUAACGGUCUUGCUGCACGCAUCUUACGGCACAUUGGCAGCGAAAAAAUCGCGCUAAUAAUAAAUUGAAACCGAAAUCAGAAGAUCGGAAAUCCAAAUAGAGCGUACACCCACACAAAAAAUCCACAAUCAAUUAUCUUAAGUGAUAAUAAAGCAAAGGCAAAAGCGAAAAGCGCGACAAAAUGCAUGUGCCAUUAUAAGAGCUACAAGUGGAAGAUAACAUUGGAGCAGUUUCAUAGCAAAUAAGAGGACUAUAUACAUAUAUGGACCAUAACUAACUGAUAAAUAUAUUUAUUUUUCUAGACUCUUGCGAGUUUUACUUUACAAAUAAAUAUAAAUCUACAUAGCACCGAUCCCCGCUCAGCUGCUACACACCCUACCACAUACACACAUAAGCACCUGCAAUGGGCAAAGAUUACUACAAGACGCUGGGGCUGCCCAAAACUGCCACCGAUGAGGAGAUCAAAAAGGCCUACAGGAAAUUGGCGCUGCGCUAUCAUCCGGACAAAAAUAAAGCCGCAAAUGCUGAGGAGAAAUUCAAAGAGGUGGCCGAGGCCUACGAGGUGCUGUCGGAUAAGAGCAAGCGGGAGGUGUACGAUAAAUAUGGCGAGGAUGGCCUAAAGAGCGGUGGCACUCGUAAUGGCGGCAAUACGAACAAAACAUUUACAUAUCAGUUCCAUGGCGAUCCGCGUGCCACUUUCGCGCAGUUCUUCGGCAACAGCAAUCCCUUUUCCUCCUUCUUCGACAUGGGCGAUAAUCUGUUUGACAAGAAUGUAUUUGAUCUGGACACGGAACCGGACUUCUUUUCAUCGCCCUUCGGUGGCAUUGGGUCACGGCAUGGUCUUGGCAGUGCCUUCAGGCCCUCUUUCAGAUCACACUCCUUCAAUGUGCACACACCGUUCAAGAAGGAACAGAAACAGGAUCCGCCCGUGGAGCACGAUCUCUAUGUGACCCUGGAGGAGAUCUAUCAUGGCUGUGUUAAGAAAAUGAAAAUCUCCCGUCGUGUCGUCCAGGCGGAUGGCAGUUCCCGCAAAGAGGACAAAGUUCUGCAGAUAUCCAUCAAGCCCGGCUGGAAGUCCGGCACGAAGGUCACCUUCCAGAAGGAGGGUGACCAGGCGCCCGGCAAAAUACCCGCCGAUAUUGUGUUCAUUAUUAGGGAUAAACCCCAUGCCAUGUUCAAGCGCGAGGGCAGCGAUCUGCGCUAUACGGCGAGGUUAACGCUCAAGCAGGCACUCUGCGGCGUUGUCUUCCAAGUUCCUACCAUGUCCGGCGACAAGUUGCGCAUCAGCACCAUGCAGGAGAUCAUCAAACCGAAUACGGUGAAGCGUAUUCAAGGCUACGGUUUGCCCUUCCCCAAGGAUACCACCCGAAAAGGUGAUCUGCUUGUGGCGUUCGAUAUACAGUUUCCCGAGAAAUUGACUGCCGCCCAGAAGGAGGUGCUGCGGGACAUGUUAUGAAGGGAAUCGUUGAUGCACGCAGCCAUGAGCCAUGACUCAACACACACACACACUCAUCCAUCCCCAGUUUGAAAGGAACGUGACUGGGCUUAGUCAUACCAUACACACACACACACACCAUGCACACACCACUCCCACACACACCGAAUCAGUCGCUCUCUCUCCCCUUUUUUUGCUUGUUUGUGUUCAAUACAUUUUUGCGCAUUUUUUUACAGGAACUUUUUGUAUAACCCUUUGUCACCCCCCCUCACCAAACCGGUCCUUAGCUACAUGUUUACAUACUCGCAUAUGUUGACCAUAGUUAUUAUAUCAUUAAUUCUUAAUUUAUUUGUCUAAAUUAAAGCUACAUUUAAUAAAUUACACACAAA